CGCUGUUGAUGCGCCAGAACAAUAUUUUCUCCAUUUUCUUGAGAUCUAUGCAUUGUAUACAAUUUUUCAAAUCGAUUGACCUAACAUCAACAAAGCGAGGGGGAAAAAUUAAACCUAACAAAGUCACCGUCUUUCGCCAUCGCCUCCUUUGCCUCGCUCAGCUCUUUCGUCCAACAUGGCCCACCUGCCGAAUCCAUCUCUGCAAGUUACGGCUGACCAUCAACUCAAACAAGUCGAGGCAUCGAUUCUAUCGCCAGGUCCAGGCGAGGUUCUUUUGCAUGUGAAAUGCACUGGUGUAUGCGGCUCCGAUGUACACUUCUGGAAGACCGGCGCCAUUGGCACCCUCGUCGUCGAGGGUGACUGUAUUCUCGGCCACGAAGCAGCCGGCAUCGUGCUCUCUACCGGCCAGGACGUGACGACCCUCAAGCCCGGCGACCGCGUCGCCAUCGAGCCCGGCGUCCCCUGCAACAAGUGCUUCCUUUGCAGCGAGGGACGCUACAAUCUAUGCCAAGAAGUUCAAUUUGCAGGUGUUUGGCCUUAUCAUGGCACCUUGCAGCGCUACAAGGUCCACCCGGCCCGGUGGCUUCACAAGCUGCCGGACAGCCUCUCGUACGCCGAGGGCGCCCUGCUGGAGCCCCUGUCCGUCGUGCUGCAUGGGAUCCGUGUCGCCGGGCUGAGUCUCGGCAGAGGUGCAGUUAUAUGUGGUGCCGGCCCUAUCGGCCUGAUUGCAUUGGCGGCGGCCAGGGCGUCGGGCGCGCACCCCAUAGUCAUCACGGACGUGGAGCCCCGGCGGCUUGAGUUUGCCCGCGAGUUUGUUCCUUCGUGCCAGACCUACCGCGUUGAUCCUACCCAGUCGCCUGAGGAGAACGCACGGGGCAUCCGGGCCCUGUUUGGCUUGAAGGGUGGUGCAGUGCCGGACCCGGACGAGUACUCGGCACCGCCCGUGGUUUUGGAGUGCACGGGUGUCGAGAGCAGCGUCUGCACGGCAGCUUUCACUGCACGACGUGGCGGCAUUGUCGUGGUGAUUGGUGUAGGCAAGUCCACCAUGAACAACCUGCCGUUUAUGCACUUGAGCCUGGCCGAGAUCGAUCUGCGGUUUAUCAACCGGUACCGAGACACGUGGCCGGCGGGCAUUGCAUGUCUGGAGAGCGGUAUCCUGCCAGAUCUGAAGAAGCUGGUGACUCAUGUUUUCCCCUUGGAAAAGGCCAUCGAGGGGCUUACUCUCGCCAGUGAUCCAAGAAACGGGAGCAUCAAGGUACAAAUCGUGGACGAGGUGGAUAUUAGCCCCUGAGAGAUGAAUCAGGUAAUUAGUACAAGUUUAUUUAUAUAGGAUACUUCUAUGCCUCUAACCAUACGGCCUUGGAUCUAUGCAUGGGCACAUUGCAUACAAAAUCUCUGCCUCACCAGCAAAUGUCAACAGCUC
Molecule: messenger RNA, 1423 nt
Organism: Pyricularia oryzae 70-15
Lineage: Eukaryota; Fungi; Ascomycota; Sordariomycetes; Magnaporthales; Pyriculariaceae
Product: sorbitol dehydrogenase
Exons: 2
Coding region: 176-1291 (371 amino acids)
Biological process (GO): D-sorbitol catabolic process
Molecular function (GO): L-iditol 2-dehydrogenase (NAD+) activity; zinc ion binding
Source: RefSeq, a predicted model, not a curated record